Molecule: messenger RNA, 1401 nt
Organism: Melopsittacus undulatus (budgerigar)
Lineage: Eukaryota; Metazoa; Chordata; Aves; Psittaciformes; Psittaculidae
Gene: PSMC5
Product: proteasome 26S subunit, ATPase 5
Exons: 12
Coding region: 10-1341 (443 amino acids)
Biological process (GO): proteasome-mediated ubiquitin-dependent protein catabolic process
Cellular component (GO): proteasome regulatory particle, base subcomplex
Molecular function (GO): ATP binding; ATP hydrolysis activity; proteasome-activating activity
Source: RefSeq, a predicted model, not a curated record
CUGUACGCCAUGCGGGGAGAGGAAGUGACGCAAUCGCGCCUGGCGUGCAAGAAGGAAGGGGGCGGCGGCCAUCUUUGUUGUCGGCCGGGCCUGCGCCGGGUCCGGAUGCCGGCGGAGAAGAUGGCGGUGGACGGGCCCGAGCAGAUGGAGAUGGAUGAAGGGAAGGGCGGCACCGGGCUCCGGCAGUACUACCUGUCCAAGAUCGAGGAGCUGCAGCUCAUCGUGAACGAGAAGAGCCAGAACCUGCGGCGCCUGCAAGCGCAGAGGAACGAGUUGAAUGCUAAAGUGCGCCUGCUGCGGGAGGAGCUGCAGCUCCUGCAGGAGCAGGGCUCCUACGUGGGAGAGGUCGUGAGAGCCAUGGACAAGAAGAAAGUGCUGGUCAAGGUGCACCCAGAGGGGAAGUUCGUGGUGGAUGUGGACAAGAACAUCGACAUUAACGACGUGACCCCCAACUGCCGCGUGGCCCUGCGCAACGACAGCUACACCCUGCACAAGAUCCUGCCCAACAAAGUGGACCCGCUUGUGUCCCUCAUGAUGGUGGAGAAGGUUCCAGAUUCUACUUACGAGAUGAUAGGGGGCCUGGACAAGCAGAUUAAGGAGAUCAAGGAGGUGAUUGAGUUGCCUGUCAAGCACCCUGAACUCUUCGAGGCUCUGGGGAUCGCUCAGCCCAAGGGUGUGCUGCUCUAUGGACCCCCCGGCACAGGCAAGACCUUGCUGGCCAGGGCUGUUGCCCACCACACUGACUGCACCUUCAUCCGUGUCUCGGGCUCGGAGCUGGUGCAGAAAUUCAUUGGGGAAGGUGCCCGCAUGGUGCGGGAGCUGUUCGUGAUGGCCCGGGAGCACGCUCCCUCCAUCAUCUUCAUGGAUGAGAUUGACUCAAUCGGCUCAUCCCGCCUGGAGGGGGGCUCUGGUGGGGACAGCGAGGUGCAGCGCACGAUGCUGGAGCUCCUCAACCAGCUUGAUGGCUUCGAGGCCACCAAAAACAUCAAGGUGAUCAUGGCCACAAACCGCAUCGACAUCCUGGACUCGGCUCUGCUGCGCCCCGGCCGCAUCGACAGGAAGAUCGAGUUCCCCCCUCCCAACGAGGAGGCCCGUCUGGACAUCCUCAAGAUCCACUCCCGGAAGAUGAACCUGACACGAGGCAUCAACCUGCGGAAGAUUGCGGAGCUGAUGCCAGGGGCAUCGGGUGCGGAGGUGAAGGGGGUGUGCACGGAGGCUGGCAUGUAUGCGCUGAGGGAGAGGCGGGUGCACGUCACGCAGGAAGACUUUGAAAUGGCUGUUGCCAAGGUGAUGCAGAAGGACAGCGAGAAGAACAUGUCCAUCAAGAAGCUGUGGAAGUAACAGCGAGGCCAGGGCUGCUCCUCUGGCUGUACCACCUCUAAUAAAGUGCUGCUACGGCCA